GAUGGUCCAGCCUAGCUUUUGUAUUCGUAAAGUGACCCUUGAAGAUAUUCGAUAUAAAGAAGAAGCUACUAAAGUAGUAAAUGCCGCUUACCGAUCCGAAGGUGGAUGGACAUCUGAAAAAGAACAUGUGGAAGGUGAACGAAUAACUGUAAAUGAAAUGGAAGAAUUCAUUCGAACAAAUGGUAACCCAUAUACAUUAUUAUUUGCAUUUGACGAAGGCAAAGUUGUUGGUACAGUACAGAUCAAACCUCUCAAUCAAGAUGAGGCUGCGAUUAGUCUUUUUUCUGUAUCACCUACUUGUCAAUCCCAUGGUUUCGGAGGUCGUUUGAUUCGUGCUGCACUUUCAGAGAUGAAGACGUUAGGAUUCAAGAACUGUGUCCUACAUGUUUUCAACAAUAGAACUGAGCUUUUGGCUUGGUAUAAGAAAAUAGGUUUUAAAGAAACAGGCGAACAAGUUUCUUUCAGUGUACCUGAUAAACUAAAGAGCAAAGAUCUUCAUUUUGUCGUUUUAAAGAUGGCCACUUGAAGGACUACUCCAAAAAAUAUAUAUAUGUAUAGAAUGAUAGCUUUUAUUUUUUUUUGUAAAAUGUAAAUAGAAUACAAUAAUACGUUAGAACUAGAAUUAUAAUAAAUUAAGG
Cokeromyces recurvatus is the source of this 638-nucleotide messenger RNA. Its product is annotated as acyl-CoA N-acyltransferase. NCBI's taxonomy places the organism in Eukaryota, Fungi, Mucoromycota, Mucoromycetes, Mucorales, Mucoraceae. Gene Ontology annotation, molecular function: N-acetyltransferase activity. The record is from RefSeq and is a predicted model, not a curated record. The annotation marks the transcript as partial. The transcript has 2 exons.